CAACACCAAAUUUGCAGCUCCCAGCGCCAUGGCCUCGACGCGUCUCGUUCUCGUUGCGUUGCUGGUCGCUUGCCUCAGCGAGAGCUUCGUUCGCCUCGCCCCGCGCGGACGACGACGGCGAUGCGCGCUGCGGGGCCGGCAGCUGAGUGAGGAGGAUUUCCGGGAGCUCCUGGAGAGGCCAGAGGGAGCAAAGGACCUGCAAGAGAUCCUCAAAGAGAUGCUGCAGGACAAGAAGAUCCUCAAGGAGUCCAACGCGACCUUCCAAGAGCUCAUGGCCGCCCAAAGCGGCGCUGAAAACGCUGACCCCUUGGCCCAGUUCCUGACGGAUCCCGCGGCGGUCUUUCAAUGGACGCAGGGUCCCGACAAGACGCAGCGACUGGCGGAGAUGAUGCAGCAGUCCCCACUUUUCCAGCAGCUGCGCAACUUCGGCAGCGAGGUCCUGGAGCGGCGCCAGGUGGCGCAGCUUCCUGCGGGCGCGCUGGUGGAGCUGAGGGGCCUCAGCGCAGCAGCCUACAAUGGCCUGGUGGGCGAGCUGGCCGACGCCAGCCCCGCCGAGCGGGAUCAACACCCUGGCCGGCGCAUCGUCGAGCUGGGGGAGGGAGUCGAGGACUCCACGAGGCUCGCGGUGCAUCCGAAGAACCUCAUCUUCCCUCGGCACAAGCCGGGGGACGCCGUCACCCUGGCUGCGGAGUUUGAGCCCGGCAGCGAGCACGAGGGUUUGGAGGGCCGCGCGGGGGUGAUCUCCAGCCUCACGGAGGAGGAGCGAGGCCUGGGCUUCAGCGAGCAGACGGGGGGCCUGGUGGUGGAUGUCCUCUCCCUGCUGCCGGGGGGGCCGGUGCUGGACCGCGUGUGGCUGUGGCCGGAGCACCUGGCGCGCAGAAACUUCCAGGUCGGGGACGGCGUGCGGAUGCGGGACCUGGAGGCAGACAGCAGCCUGAACGGGCUGCCAGCUACUGUAGAAGCGCCGGGCACUCGCCCCUGGAGCUAUGUGGUCGUCUUAGAUGAUGGCCGACGGCUGGAGGUGAAGUGGCGCAACCUGCUGCUUAGCAGCUGCUCCGUGGCAACUGCUGCCGGCUUGGGCUGAGAGAAAAA
Effrenium voratum is the source of this 1092-nucleotide messenger RNA. NCBI's taxonomy places the organism in Eukaryota, Dinophyceae, Suessiales, Symbiodiniaceae. The record is from the annotation of a GenBank genome assembly.